Mangifera indica (mango) is the source of this 1036-nucleotide messenger RNA. Its product is annotated as glucosamine 6-phosphate N-acetyltransferase-like. NCBI's taxonomy places the organism in Eukaryota, Viridiplantae, Streptophyta, Magnoliopsida, Sapindales, Anacardiaceae. The coding region runs from base 374 to 946 and encodes 190 amino acids. Gene Ontology annotation, biological process: UDP-N-acetylglucosamine biosynthetic process. Gene Ontology annotation, cellular component: endoplasmic reticulum; endoplasmic reticulum-Golgi intermediate compartment; Golgi apparatus. The transcript is spliced from 4 exons. The record is from RefSeq and is a predicted model, not a curated record. Gene Ontology annotation, molecular function: monosaccharide binding; glucosamine 6-phosphate N-acetyltransferase activity.
UAUAGUAAUGAAAGAAAAAUGAAAGAGAGCUUGAGAACCUUGUAACCUUCCGCGUCCAAGACUCUUCGUCAUCUUUAUCUUCUUCACCUGCAGCUCUAUCCUGUCACCGCACCUCGUCACACCCCUACCGGACCACCCCCUACAGAUCUGGCUGCCCAACCCUAACCGUCGCAUCAUAAAACCGCGGCCCACCUAAUGGGCUUAGUACAGGGAUUAUGGGAGUAAUGGGUUUGAUGCGGGGAUGUUCUCUCUAAUUCCUUCAAUAUCUGUGUUGUAGGAGUAAUGGAUCUGGUGCAGCGAUGAUGGAAUGGGCAGGCUUCAAACCAAUGUUGUGGGACGUUUCUAAUGACUUAUAAAAUUCUUGGGAAGGUCUAUGGCAGAUUUUGAAACCAGUGGGCUAUGGUUGUGUUUUCUGCCAGCCUCAGUAAAUAUCUAUUUACUAGUUUAUCAGGCAGAGAACUUAAGUCUGACCAGGAUGCAGAACACCAACUUACCCAAUGAGGGAAACAAAUUUCAAGUCCGGAAAUUGGAGAUCACGGACAAAGGCAAGGGUUUCAUUGAGUUAUUGCAGCAACUAAGUGUUUGUGAUUCCGUGUCUGAUAAGCAAUUUGAAGAACGAUUUCAAGAACUGAGUGCCUAUGGUGACAACCAUAUUGUUUGUGUGAUUGAAGAUCAUUCUGGGAAAAUUAUUGCAACUGGGAGCAUGUUCAUCGAAAAAAAGUUUCUGCGAAAUUGUGGAAAAGUUGGGCAUAUUGAAGAUGUUGUGAUUGAUGCAGGUGCACGAGGAAUGCAGUUAGGAAAGAAGAUAAUCAAAUUCCUUACAAACCAUGCGCAUGAGAUGGGGUGUUACAAGGUAAUUCUUGAUUGCAGUGUAGACAAUAAAGCAUUCUAUGAGAAAUGCGGUUUCAAAGAAAAAGAAAUUCAGAUGGUUCGGUACUUUGUUUAAGAAAUAAUUUUCUUGAUAUUAUUAAUUUUAAUGCAUGCACUUAUUGAAAUAAAUAAAACUGAGAGUGGUCUUUUAGACCUUGUCCAUUAA